Molecule: messenger RNA, 375 nt
Organism: Rotaria socialis
Lineage: Eukaryota; Metazoa; Rotifera; Eurotatoria; Philodinida; Philodinidae
Source: the annotation of a GenBank genome assembly
AUGAAGACAGAAAUUACUGAAAACAAAAUGGUUACAUUCGAAUAUCACAAUGUAGAACGACGAAUACUUUUGCACAGAGAUGUUCCUCUGCGAGAAAUACAUGAUAUUCUGAAAUCUGACUUUGGUCUUCCUGCCAGCGCUUCUUUGUUAUUGUUCAACAUCGUGGGAAAUUAUUCCGUUUGUGGUUCAACAGCAGGUAUUCUCUGGGCUUUAAAUGAUGCCAAAGUACCCAAAUAUAGGAUUGUUGUUGGUGGUGAAACAUCUAAAGAUGGUGAAAAAGUUGAACAGGAUGGCUGGUACAAAUGGUUUAUGAAAAACUAUAUUUUAAAAGUGUUUGGGUCCGAAUAUCCUGAUGAACAAAAGAAGAUCGAUUGA